This is a messenger RNA of Anopheles funestus (African malaria mosquito), 6380 nucleotides long. RefSeq lists its product as uncharacterized. The transcript has 6 exons. The coding region runs from base 73 to 3201 and encodes 1042 amino acids. The record is from RefSeq and is a predicted model, not a curated record. Lineage: Eukaryota; Metazoa; Arthropoda; Insecta; Diptera; Culicidae. Gene Ontology annotation, biological process: mRNA 5'-splice site recognition.
AUCCGGCCUGCUUUUCAAUGGUCUUUGGCUUGGUGCGCGAAUUGACAGCAGUUGUCAAAAUAGCCCAUAAAGAUGUCCGAGACGAAUGACGACUCGCUUACCUUCGAUUUGGGCAACGAUGAUCCUGCCAUUCUUAAUGAGGAUGAACUGCUGCUAUCCGACGACGAGAACGGCAUUAAACUCGACCAACCGGAUGAAGAUUUUCUGCUGGAAGACACGGACGAUUGGGUUAGCAAAGAGUUAGCGUCGAAGGAAAGUGAACCGGCGGGUAGCAGCAGCAGUGUUGUGGCGGAGCAUGUGCGCAAGAAUGAUGACAGUCCAACGCAAAGUGUGCCCAGUUACAGCCGAACGUUUGGAUCGCAAAGUGAAUCAAGAAGCCCGUGCGAUGCGAGUGACACAGCACGAACCGGUUACCAUGAAAGUACGCAUCCGCCGGUGCAGCAAAAGAACGUCGUGGAACCGCCUGUCGAAGUAAAUCGAACGAGGGACAUCUGCAGUAGUGCCACGAAUGCGACGGAUGAAAGUAAACUGUCCGCUAGAAACGAUGAGACGGUAGUGAGUGUUGAAACUACAUCACCUGCCACCGCAGGAGGCGAUGAAGCAGCACCGGUCGGUUUUGCUGAAACAAAUCCGGCUCACGAUUUGGUUGCGGUCGAGUCGAAAGAAUCGUUACGCUCGUCAUCAUCGUCAGCGCUGGAUGAUAGAUCGACGGUGGCCUCAUCCGUCGAGUACAGUACGUCUGUUCAAACGCUUGAAGAGGCGUCCCCACUGUCUAGCAGCACACGCCUAACAGAAAAGACAACCGCCAGCGAACAGUGUGAUACGACAUCUUCCGAAGAGGUGCUGUACCUGUACACCAACAACCAGGAGCACGACGGUUCGUACGAUACGGAUGAACAGAGUGAAAAGCGUGGCUGGAAAAACGAAACGAAAAACGAUGCACGACACCUGAUGCACGCUCAGCACGUUCACCAGCAGCAGCAGCAGCAACAGCAUCAUGGAUCUUCAGGUACGGCGGGAAACCGACAACAGGCAGGUUAUGGGAAACCCGGCAUGAAGCAUCCACUGUUACCUCCACAACAGCUCAUGCAGCAUGGUUCCGGCAUGAUUGCACCGAACAUACUUGGCCCACAUCGGCCGAACAAUUUCGGUAGCAUGCAUCCGGGUGCCCGGAUGGACUUUCGACCGGGCAACCGACAGCGCUACCCAUUACGGCCCGGUUUCGGGCCGGAAAUGAUGAACCCUUUCCGCGGCAUGGGUCGAAUGAACUUUCCACCUGGUCCGCUUCCACCCGGUAUGCAUCCCGGUGUGCUAAUGCAGGGCGGCGGUCCCGGUGGCCCCAUGCCACCAAUGCGUGGUUUUCCUGCCCGUGGACAUCCGUACGAAAUGGGACGACACAUGGUGCCACGUUUGAUUCGUCCGAUGGGUGGUGCAAAUGGGCCACAAAUGUUUCGAAACGCUGGUCCACCGGGCGGCCCAGGAGGGACAGUGAAAGGUCCGACGCAGCAAGGACCUUUCGGGCCUGCCGGAUCGCAAGGACAACAAGGGCAAAUCGGUAACCCAGGAGCUGGUAUGAAUGCCGCACCACCACCACAACCACCACCACAAUCGCUUCUGUCCGGAACGUUCGACCCUAUGACGGUAGGCGGAGGAAGUGGUGCUGCGGGAGGUGCCGUUGGUAGUGCAAGUGGUAGUGCCAUCACCGGUGGAACCGUCGCCAAUCCCAUCCAGCCAGCACCGGCACCAGUUCCCGGAUUUCCGCAGAAAGUGCUGAUCAAUCCUAAUUUUAAAGGUGGUGUUGAAGCGGUCAAGAAUCAGUUAAUGCGUGAUGCAGCCCUUAGCUCGCAGCAGUUUGUGGCCGGUGUUAGUGCGCGGCACGUGAGUGAUGCCGAGCUGUUGCGCCAGCAGGAAGAAUUCAUCAAUAAAAACCGCAUCGAGGUGGAAAAGCGCCGACACGAACGUUCACCUUCGCGCGAACGGGAACGCGAUCGGGAUCGCGACCGAGAUCGCGCCAGAUCGCGUGACCGGGAACGAUCGCGCGAGCGGGAACACCGUGACCGUGAGCGGGAACGGGACCGUGAACCAUUGCGGGGUCGUUCGAGGGAUAGAUCGAGAGACCGGGACCACCGUGAUAUGCGACCGCGAUCGAGGGAACGGGACCGCGAUCGGGAGUACUCGCCGCGCCGGUAUCAUCGCGGUGGCAGCAGGGAUCGGGAUAUGAGCCGGCCAGGUCGUCGAAACUUUGGGCGCAGUCGAAACGCUAGCAGGGAGCGGGACGACGACAGUCGGUUCCCGAAGCGACGGAAGAGCAGCGACUACGGUGAAAACAAUCGGGGGUACUAUGAGCGAAAUGACGAUGAUGAGGAUCCCGAAACGAGGGCUUAUCGGAUGGAAAUCGAAAAGCAAAAAGCUACGCGUGAAAAAAUGUUACGCGAAAAAGAGAUGCGCCGUAAGCGGGCGGCAGAGGAGAAGCUUAAAUCACGAACAAAUGAUGCAAAACCUCAGGAGAACACUCCACCCAAGCUGACUCCGUUGGUUGUGACGGAGAAAAAAAUAAUAACCCUGAAAAAGAAAUCAGAACCGGCCGCAAACGAACCGAUGCGUCGAUCGUCUGUCGAGCGCACGAACAACAAUGCGCGGACGGUGAUCGAUCAGCAGGAUCGCACCCGUACGCGGCUAGACAACGAACCGCAGUCGAGCGAUGGUACCAGCGAUCGGCAGCGCCACAACAGUGAACUAAACUCGGAAGCAAUCGAGCUGGAUCUGCUGGAAGAGUUGCUGCUCCGUGAACCGACCCCGGAACCGAUGCCAUCGAAACCGCGUGUGACGACCAGCAGCGGUCAGGUGUCGACCACGAGUGGUACGGGGAUGGUUAGCACGUCCUCGAAACCUGCCGAUGGUACGGCGGUGAAGGUCAAUCGAGAACGACACAGCGCAACAACGAUCAGCAGCGGCACGGGAGGAGGUGGAUCAACGGUUGGAGGUGGUGGUAGCAGCCGACGAAUCGUCGUAAUGAAGCAGACCAACGACCGGAAGGACAGGAUGGAUGGCGGUGGUGGGCUGACGUCCGGGCUACAUCAUGCAACGGCGACCAGCAGCACCAACAACCGGAAGACACGGAUCUUCGAUCGGCUGGACAAACGGAUCGGCGUAAAUGAGGCCGACAAGCGCAAAAUUCAGAGGUUAGUCAAGGAUAAUUAACCGUGUCUCUGCACCAGCAGUCAUCGAAACACGAUCUUUAGUAAUGAUGUUAUCUCGAAUGCACCUCACACGCACUCGGGUGUGUGAUCGUGUGCACCUUAAAUUCGGGGAACAUUUUGGUUUGAAGAUUGAUCGCGCGAUGGUGCGAUACUUUGCAGGACAAAUUUUUUUACCACCUACUCGGUUGGUUUAGAGCAUAAUAGUCCUGGCGGAUGAUACCAAUACGCCGUAGAUUUUAAUCUUAUCACAUAGGAAGGAAGGAAAAAGUGCGCAUCCGAGUCACGUACCGCUUGGGUGUUAUUUUUUUCGAUUAGCUUUUUUUUAAAUAAUUUUUACUUUAUUUCCUAAACGCUUCUAAUGAGCCGUUCAACGCUUUUGCUCUGGCGCAUAUUUCGAAACUAUACACACACGGAUGUAAUAUGGGACAACAGCAAGUUCAAUUAAUUACUAGCGUUAUCGUAUUUCCAAAUUCGGAAGGGCUCAAAAAUGUCAGUUACAGUUUAUGCAAAUUUCGUAUUAAAUAUUUUUUCCCCGUAUCACAUUGUGUGAUACCUGUGGAAGAGACGUUUGCGUUUUUCCUAACAUCCAGGUAAUACCGUGAAAGCAUUUUUGUUUUAUUUAGAUAAUUUGAAUAGUUUUUACCGCACAUUUUACCUCUCAGACUAAUUUCUGUUUCUUUUCCUUGAUAUUCAAAAUCCGUUCUUCGUGUUUUUUGUUGCAACAAAUGUGUUUUAGACGACUGUUCCCUUUCAUUAUUGCCGGGAACCAUUCAGUGUGUAUCUCCGUGUGUAUGUGUGAGUAGGAAGAUACUAGUUGUGUAAAGUUUUAGGAUUUUGGUAAGGUUUUUUUUGUUUGUUUUGUUUCGAUUGAGUUAUUUUAAGCAAAACAAAUUUUGCAAAUUACGCAUUGUGUAUGUAUUUCGUACGUUGCUUUUUAGCAGCAAAUUAGUUGCCAACGUGUAUGCAACAGCACCCCCUCCCUCGAUAGUAAUGGUAGGAGGAGACAAAUUUGAUAAAAAGGAAAUAAUAACAUUCAAUACAACAACACUACUAGGCGUACAGGAUAAAAAAGAAAACGAGAGAAAGAGAGAGAGAGAGAGAAAGGGUAAAAACAAAAUCGGUUUGUUACUACAAACAAUUGAGCAAGUUUAACUAACCACUUUAUAGCAAAACCUUGUAACUUUCUCCCCUUUAUUAUCCUUGCUGAUGCAGGAUGCAGUCCCCCUCAACCCCCUUUGAUACCGCUGCUGGUACUUGGUAAUACCAUUUUUUAAUUCCUGACCAUUUUCCCCUUGAAUCUUAAUUGUAACUUUUUGCAAAUUAAUGCACACCGCAUUUGCCGGAACACUACUUUAAGAAUAACCAAUAAAAUAAAGUAUGGAAAGCUGUUCAUUCAAAUACGUGUGAGAAAGCGUAGCCUAAUACCAAAAAAAAAAACAAACAAAACGUGUGUAAGCGUGAUUUUAUUCGUGUAAAUACCCCGUUGCCUUCUAUUAAUUAGGUGUUAUCGUUUGCCUACUCCCACAGCCGGGAUAAAGGGAUUUUUAUCGUUUCAUUGUAGUAUUCAGUAUACUUUAAAUUCUAGUGUUAAGGGUUAGCUACUAUAAGAGUGUAUGCGAUUAGUAGAUCACAGCCGAUCACGUACGCGAUCGUUCGCCAAUGUGUGUGUGCUCUAGCUAACGUUUGUAAACGUAACGAAGGCAUGCACGGACGACACAUACAUUUGUUAUUAGUAGAAGUAGUAUCAGCAUCUUAAGUGUCAUAUGUCAGAAUUGCGUACGACGAGUGUUAGUGUAUCGGUGUGCAGAGAAACCUCGUGCAGGGGUUUGCGCUUCAGUUUGCGCCCGAUCCACACCACUAUGGUAGAUAGAACGGUUCAAAAUGUGACAAGCGAACAGUACAAAGCAACACAAAAGACAUGUAAUUGGAAGUAAGCGUUACGCUGGAAGUACAUUCCACGAUAGGAAAAGGCACGGUUGCCACAAAAACGUACGGCCAAUACUUGUGAUAAUGUUUACUCAUAUCUAUCUCCUUCUCAGCGGAGCAGAGCGUCUGCAUAUAUCUGUCUUCUGAUCGUCUGCAUUUAUAGUAAUAUUAAGUAGCAAACAUGACAAAGUUAAGCAUUGUGCUGUAUACUGCGUUGCGGUAAACUAGUAACUAACAGCCGGCAACAGUUGUCUUAGACGACAAGUACGAAAUGCUAAUGAUACAUUCAACCACAUUCCAGUCGUUUCCCACAAAUACGACAUUAAUGUUUACUUAAUUUUUAGUUUACGUAAAAUCAAUUGAAGAAAAAACACUCCAUACUACUACCGUUUAGGUGCAUCAGCUGAUCGUAGUGAGAUGGAAAAGUAUUGCUGCUUAGGUUAUCUACUUCCAGUAGAUCAUAUGCUGGUUGAUCAGUGCAUUUAUCUAGCUGUGUUCGCGGGGAGAGAAAAACAUUCGUAUCGGUCUCCUUUACACGAUCACCACUAUCUUUCACGACACAAUGGAUUUUUGUUUCUUUAUUAACUUUUAUGUUCUGGAGGGAACUGUUUUUGGGGCGAAACACUCCGCUUGUAUGUGUGGUCCUGUUUUCUGCACCAUCGAUGCGACAUUGCAGACAGGUUCUAGUAUUGCUUUCUACCCAGCAUGGGUUCUUUUUAAAAUUGGGUGGAACUUUGGAACAACAUCAAUAACAACAUAAAAUCAAUUUCAUUCCAAAAAAACUCCACCACCAAACAAAAAGAUGCGAAAAAAAAUUAAUCUCGCCAAACCGGAGCAAAAUAAAACCUUUCGUUUUUGCAAAGGAUUUUUCUUAACAAAAGUUGAUCUAGGUGUUUGAUUUCAUUUGUUUGAAAGAAAAAUGUGGUAGUACUUAGUAAUAAUAACUAAUUGUAUUUUUUUAAAAGUAUUAACUAAUUUACUAAAAAAAGGAAUAUAUUUAUAAACUUGAGCUUUUUUGUGGCAAAUUUUUUGUUUUUGAUACUUAUACGAAAUACACGACAUUUUAAUGUUGAAUGUGGUUUACUUACCCGUGAAACGACUGGAAAGCAUUCGCUUCGGAAGCUUCGGACUUUGCUUUUACACACUGGGAUUUUUUUUAUUUUUUUCUUCUUUCACAUUUUACAUUUGAAACACCACACUCGCCUACAAAGGCCACAUUACAAAAUACACGAAUUGCCGCAAUAAGCUCUUUGG